CGGUUCCUCUUCCAUCCAGUUCUCUUUAGUGUUUGCCAAUGUUGGAGGUGUAACUGGGGUCUGGCCCUGGAUAAAGGAAUAGAGCAUGGCUCAAGUGAAAGUACAGACCUCAGCGCCCCUGGCUGGUCCUGGCCUCUCCCCUGGAGUCCCCCCAACGGCCAUGGCCAGUCAAGGAUCCCUGGGUCUGCAGCCCUCUGUCAAUGGCACAGGCCCGACCCCCACACCCGCCUGCCCUGCUCCUGCAGUCGGAUAUGGGGACGCCCCUGUGUCUGCCACAUCGCCAGGCCCGCCCCAGGAGAACAUGGCAAACCCUAAAGAGAAAACUCCAAUGUGUUUGGUGAAUGAGUUAGCCCGUUUCAACAGGAUCCAACCACAGUACAAGCUCCUCAAUGAGAGAGGCCCUGCACACGCUAAGAUCUUCACAGUGCAGCUGACUCUUGGGGAGCAGGUGUGGGAGGCAGAGGGCACCAGCAUUAAAAAGGCCCAACACUCAACAGCUGCCAAAGCACUAGCUGAGAGUGUCCUUCCCAGGCCAGCGCCCCGCUCCCCUAAAGCUGAUGUCAACAGUAACCCAGGCAGUAUAACACCCACAGUGGAGCUGAAUGGUCUGGCUAUGAAGAGAGGGGAACCGGCUAUCUACAGGCCUUUGGAUCCCAAGCCAAUGCCCAACUACAGAGCUAAUUACAACUUCAGAGGGAUGUUUAACCAAAGGUACCAUUAUCCUGUUCCUAAGAUCUUCUAUGUGCAGCUGUCUGUAGGGAGUCAUGAGUUUAUUGGUGAGGGACGCACUCGCCAAGCAGCCAGACACAACGCUGCCAUGAAGGCCCUGCAAGCCCUGCGCAAUGAGCCCAUCCCUGAACGGCCACCACAGAAUCCAGAGGAAAAGGGGGAGACUGAGGAAGGCGCUGAUGCCAGUAAAUCAGAGAUCAGCCUGGUCUAUGAAAUCGCCCUCAAGAGGAACUUGUCUGUUAAUUUUGAGGUGUUGAAGGAGAGUGGUCCCCCACACAUGAAAAGCUUCCUGACCCGUGUCACUGUGGGGGAGUUCUCCGCUGAAGGCGAGGGCAACAGUAAGAAGCUGUCAAAGAAGCGCGCCGCUCUGUCCAUCCUGCAGGACCUGAAAAAGCUUCCCUCCAUACCCACUGUGGAAAAACCCAAGACGCACUACAAGAAACGAACCAAGACCAUCCUCAAGACAGGACCAGACUAUGGACAGGGCAUGAACCCAAUCAGCCGUCUAGCCCAGAUCCAGCAGGCCAAAAAGGAGAAGGAGCCCGAGUACCUGCUACUCUCAGAGAGAGGGAUGCCCCGACGUCGGGAGUUCAUCAUGCAGGUGAAGGUGAAUAAUGAGGUUGCCACGGGAACAGGGCCCAACAAGAAGGUGGCGAAGCGGAAUGCAGCUGAGGCUAUGCUGCUACAGCUGGGAUACAAGGCCUCCACGGUGCCUCAGAACCCCGCUGAGAUGGACAACAAAGGCUGGAAUGGACAAAAGGCGUCUUUUACCGAAGCGACAAGCAACACCCAGAAGGGUCUGCUCCACCUAAGCCCAGAUGUCUAUCAGGAGAUGGAGGCCAGUAGAAAGCAGGGUGGUAGUGCUCCAGGCCCCGGGAGCACCAGUGGCAGCUCGGUAAACUACAUGCCAUCCAAAGACAUGGGGCCCUGCUCUGCCCCGCUACCCCCAGGACACCCUCCUUAUUACAGUGGCUCAUCUUCAUCACCCAGCCCAACUGCUACCAUGGCCCGGGAGCUGCUGCUGAACGGUCAGUCACCCACAGCUGAAGCCUCACUGCCCAUGAAGGGAAAGAACUUGGCCUGUGGUGUCUCGGUGCAGCCAGCACAGCAGCUGGACUAUCUGGCACGCAUUCAGGGCUUCCAGGUGCAGUACAGUGAUGCGCAGAGUGGUAAGGAUUUUGUGACCUAUCUGACUCUCUCCCCUGUGCAAAUGACUUUCCACGGCACUGGGAGCACCCUCCAAGCCAGCCAUGACCAGGCUGCUCUAAGUGCCUUGAAACAGCUGUCGGAGCAGGGACUGGACCCAGUGGAUGGCCCCAUCAAGACCACUGAACCAUGUGGGAGGGAGGACGGACAUUAAACAGACUAACUCAGGCACCACCACUCAGGUCUGCAAGGAUUCAAAGGCUGUCGUCUAGGAGCUGACAACCCCCCAAACCUCUCCUUCAACAUGCGCCCACCCUCCCGCCCUAAAUCCCACAUAACCUACAACCCGCAUUUCCCCCCGAACCACUACCUGCAGCCCCCUUCCUACCCUCUCUACCCCUCACGAUUGCCACUGUAUCCUGCAAAACCUGUCAACAUGCAAUAGGGUGGAUGUGCACCGAGAAAUGACCGACUAAAACACCAUUACCUGAGUCUAUGUGAAGACAACGCUAUCUUAACACAUUUAUUGAUGAUUUCAGUCAAAAUUUAGAGGACGACAUAAAUACAAUACAAAACAAGCUAAUGAUAAAUGCAUGGUACUGUGUAAAAUCAAGGGAAAUCCAAAGCGAUACCCUGCAUAGACAAUUUUCCCUCUGGAUAAAUGUUGGUAUGGUUAAAACAAAUAAUGUACAUCAUGCCAUUGAAAUACAAAAGAAACAUUUUAGGGGAGAAAAACAACUUCCGUACAGUAGCUUUUUUUUUUUUUUUUUUUUAUUCGGGGGUAUUAUGUUUCCUUUUUGUUUCUUUUUUAUUUUAUUUUAUUUUAUCAAUCUAACAAUGCUUGAGUACUGUAUUUAAAAUUAACCAAUGCCAGUGCUGUGAAAGUUGUAGUUGUUGUCUUCAUAUAUAGUCACCCAGCUUACCUUGUAUGCUGACAUUUAAAAAAAAAAAAAAAAAAAAAGAGUUCAUCUAUCUAUAUGGAUG
Messenger RNA from Archocentrus centrarchus (flier cichlid), 2859 nucleotides. RefSeq names its product staufen double-stranded RNA binding protein 2 (gene stau2). The transcript has 15 exons. The coding region runs from base 86 to 2089 and encodes 667 amino acids. The record is from RefSeq and is a predicted model, not a curated record. NCBI's taxonomy places the organism in Eukaryota, Metazoa, Chordata, Actinopteri, Cichliformes, Cichlidae. Gene Ontology annotation, biological process: anterograde dendritic transport of messenger ribonucleoprotein complex; intracellular mRNA localization; protein localization to synapse. Gene Ontology annotation, cellular component: neuron projection; plasma membrane; cytoplasmic stress granule. Gene Ontology annotation, molecular function: double-stranded RNA binding; mRNA binding.